GGCCGGGAUGGAAAAGAUGAAGGAGGAGAACGAGCAAAAGGAAUGUGGCUUUGAGCACAGUCUUGAAAGUGCUGUAAAAGAUGAUGAGAACCUUGCAAAACCUUUACAAAGUUCACAAACACAUCAUGACUCAAACAUCACUUCUCAUCCUCAUCCUGUUCCUCAUGCCACUGCCGAAGAGAUUGCGAACAAUAUCUUUUUGAGCUCAAUGGCUGAUGAAAACGAGAAAAAGAUUCCCUCUCAACUCGUUGAAGGUCAGGCUACAAAUCAGCCUUUGACUGCAAAUCCUACACCUCCAACAGAGUCUAACUCUGAGAAUGGCUGUACAAAUACGGUCAACAACAAUCCUUCCAACGUUGUCUCACCCAAAUUGCAGGAAGAACAAUUGAAUGGUACUUAUCCAACGCCAUCACAAGGAAGUGAAAGGCAAACGAUCGAUCGAAAGUUCACACCUUUCUUCCCAACAGCUCCUGCAGCAAUGACAAGCGAAGGUAGUGUUGAUGGAGUAUCAGUGGAAAUGGGUUCGCCUGAGAAUGGCGUUCGUAUCGAUCAACACAAUGUUGAAAAAGGUGCUGCUAAAGCUGAGCAUUCAAUGACAACGCGAAGCAAAGAUAAUUCUAUUCACCAUUCUGAACAGCAAAUGCAAUAUCCAACGCUUCCAAUUUCAAACAAUUCAAGCUUUGAUCAAUCUGCUCAUCAAAAUGAUACCCAAAACCUUCAUCCUCACAAUGGAUCGAUGCAACAAGGUUUAAAUGCACCUUAUUGUCAAAGUGCCCCGCCAACGAUCACUUCUUUUGAAGGUGCUCUCAACUCGCCAACGCAUCCAACUGGUCCCAUGUAUCAUAACAAUUACUAUAAUCCGCCAUAUACCUCUACGUACGGUCAAUCACAGCCGUACUAUCAACAACAAAACCAACACAACUAUGGACAAGCUCAAAGCUAUGAUCAUACUUUUCAAUCACAUGCUGAUCCACAAGGUCAAAUGUCCCAUUCCAAUUCAUCAUCAAUGAUGCAUAGUCAAAAUGGCGGUCUUGAGCCACCUCCAUUCUUUGGAAGCGCUGCAACGAGCGUGACGAGUUAUGAUUCUGAAGUCGGCAAAUCGUAUCACCAACAAGCUCAUCACUAUUAUCACGGCUCUGUUCCAGUUCCAAGUGAUGAUCUGCGUCGUUCUGCCAGCUCUCAAAGAUUGGGAACAAAUGGCUAUCAGCCUUACACUGUUCCAACUCAAGCUCAUCGAGGAACUUCACAUAUGGGCCUGCCCGGUCAAAUUGCUACAUCUUCAAUCUUCAUGGCCAAUACCAACAAUAUGCCUGAUUUACGUUUAAAUCCAGGUGCAAUGCAUGCAGGCGCAUCUUACGGUCGUCUUCCGGAUGGCAAGAUCAUUGAACUUUUUCCUGCAAUGAUGAGAACUGUUCAAGCAUGCGAAUAUUGCAGAAGCAGAAAGGCAAAAUGCACUGGUGGGUUACCAUGCGACCGUUGUGCAAAGAAAAAGAUCAAAUGUGAGUAUGCUCAAUUGGACAAAAAGCGAAAGAUCAAGACUACAACGAGCGAAUAUGAUAUGAGCAGUGGUGCAGCGCGUAUGGCAGCAAACAAAACAAUUGAACAAGCCCAAGCUCAACUUUCGGCAAAGAUUGGCAUCAAUAAUGACAGGCAUGAUGACGGCAUGAUGGGCCAUCCUUCUUACUCUUCUGGAGGUAGAAGUGCAAGCGGUCGUAAUAUGCGAAUGUCCAAAAGUACGCCAGGCUUGGAUUCCGAAUCGCAAAAAGCAAAUUCACGCAGGAUCAUGAGCAGUGAAAAUAUGAUCAGGCUUGCUGUAGAUCCGAUUAUGGAAGAAGUGGAUGAAAAUAUCAGUGCGCAAGUCAUGUUCGCAAAGCCUAGGUUCACAGCGCCAAUCCUUUCGAACCUUUCUCGUAAUGCACACAUUCCUGCACCAAUGCAAAACCGAGAAGGUCACUCACCUGCGUCUGAAUCUCAAUCAGAGCUUGAUUUGGGUCAACAAAGCUCAAAUGUUGGACCGGUGAUUCAAAGUGAGCUGGAAGCUGAUCAAGAAUUGCAAAAUGAAGUUGCUCGAACAACGUAUUCCAGCUUUCCCAACCUGAAUGUCUUUCCUCCGCUAAACGAUAGUGGUGAGGAUGCUGUCAAUCUUAACCGCAGCCUAUACGGUUAAGCAAGCUUCUCUAUGCCAAUGCAAUGCGCUUUUGUCAAUUUACUUUAUGAUAUGCUUCUUACCGAUUCUCAACGACAUGCUCAAUCUAUGAUCCUGAUGUUCUCGUUUCCCUUCCCGUUUUCUCAAUUACCAUC
Molecule: messenger RNA, 2301 nt
Organism: Meira miltonrushii
Lineage: Eukaryota; Fungi; Basidiomycota; Exobasidiomycetes; Exobasidiales; Brachybasidiaceae
Exons: 1
Coding region: 8-2167 (719 amino acids)
Biological process (GO): positive regulation of transcription from RNA polymerase II promoter by galactose
Cellular component (GO): nucleus
Molecular function (GO): RNA polymerase II cis-regulatory region sequence-specific DNA binding; DNA-binding transcription factor activity, RNA polymerase II-specific; zinc ion binding
Source: RefSeq, a predicted model, not a curated record